UGCUCCUCCUCAGAUCCAGCAGUUUCCUGACGAUAUGAAGAUCCUGGCGGGUCAGGAGGUCAGUCUGCUGUGUCAGUUUACUGGAGCUCAGCCCAUCAGCUGCACCUGGCUCAAGUUCCGCAAACCAAUUCAGGAAGGUCAGGGCAUCUCGGUGGUGAGCACAGACAGCAGCAGUCAGCUGACCAUCACAGAAGGACAGCAGGAGCACUGCGGCUGCUACACCAUCGAGCUCAAGAACAGCCACGGCGUGAGACAGGCCGCCCUCAACCUCACUAUAGUCGAUAAACCCGACCCCCCUGCCCGCAUCCCAGCAGCCUCCGACAUCUGUAAGUCCAGCCUCACACUGUCCUGGUACGGGCCGACAUACGACGGCGGCAGCGCCGUCCAGUCCUACAACCUGGAGACGUGGAGCUCUGUGGACAUGAAGUGGACAGAUCUGGCUUCCUGUAACAGCACCUCCUAUAACGUGCAGAACCUACUUCCAGACAGACAGUACAAGUUUCGAGUGAGAGCAGUGAAUAUUUAUGGUGUGGGAGAGCCCAGUGCCGAGUCUGCGCCCGUGCAGGUGGGGAUGGAGGCUGAAGGGGAAAAUAAGGAAGAUGAAGCUGAGCCCUCAGAUGACG
This is a messenger RNA of Sinocyclocheilus grahami, 623 nucleotides long. RefSeq names its product myosin light chain kinase, smooth muscle-like. Gene Ontology annotation, molecular function: protein binding; protein kinase activity. The record is from RefSeq and is a predicted model, not a curated record. Lineage: Eukaryota; Metazoa; Chordata; Actinopteri; Cypriniformes; Cyprinidae. The transcript is spliced from 4 exons. The annotation marks the transcript as partial.